Gongylonema pulchrum is the source of this 333-nucleotide messenger RNA. The record is from the annotation of a GenBank genome assembly. NCBI's taxonomy places the organism in Eukaryota, Metazoa, Nematoda, Chromadorea, Rhabditida, Gongylonematidae.
AUGCUUCGAGGAUGUCAAUACAGGGAACAUUUGGCCUUGCUAUCCGACAGUGAUGUGGACAGAAAAGGUCAGCAACACAGUUUAGCAAUUACUUCAUUCAGUGCUUCGAUUGCUCAGCGUCGAAUACUUGUACGGACCCCGAUCAUUCGAAUGCCACCACCGCAUACGCCACUACGAAUGGUACCAAGUGCUUGUGCCAGUUUGUCUCCAACAACUGCGUUGUUAUGCCGAAAAGUAAUAUCCGGUGGUGGAAUCCGAACAGCUACACCGUUCUUCCAAUCAGCACUCCACCGCCGACCGUUUCACAGGAACUUGCCGAAGCCUUCGGCAUGA